AUGCCACAAUAUGCCAAAUUCCUCAAGGACAUAGUCUCGCGCAAGAAAAAGAUGGGGGAGUUUGAGAGUGUGAAGCUCAAUGAAGAAUGCAACGCGAUUUUGCAGAGGAAGCUGCCGGCGAAGAUCAAGGAUCUGGGCAGUUUCAAUAUUUCUUGCAUUAUUGGAGGCCAGCAUUUCGAGAAGGCACUGUGCGAUUUGGGGGCGAAUAUCAAUCUCAUGCCUUUAUCUGUUUUUCAGCAGCUGACAAUUGGGGAGUUGAAGCCUACAUCUAUGAGGCUGCAGAUGGCAGACAGGUCGGUCACUUAUCCAUGUGGAAUUGUGGAGGACGUGCUUGUCAAGGUGGGGGAUUUUAUUUUCCCUGCCGAUUUUGUGGUUUUAGACAUUGAGGAUGACAACAAAAUUCCGCUAAUUUUGGGGCGUUCGUUCCUUGCAACGGGAAGAGCUUUAAUUGAUGUGGAGAAAGAAGAGCUCACGCUGCGAGUUCAUGAUGAAAGCCAAAAGUUCUCUGUCUAUGAACCAUGUCGCAUCUACAAGGACGAAGUGCCCAAGAAAGCUAAAGUUACUGGAAAUGUAAGAGUUGACGUUCAAAAUAUAUUUAAUGAGGAUCAUCUUUCUUGGCAGGACCCAGGUGAUCAGAAUUCUAAGGGAUAA
Molecule: messenger RNA, 651 nt
Organism: Salvia miltiorrhiza (redroot sage)
Lineage: Eukaryota; Viridiplantae; Streptophyta; Magnoliopsida; Lamiales; Lamiaceae
Exons: 1
Coding region: 1-651 (216 amino acids)
Source: RefSeq, a predicted model, not a curated record